This is a messenger RNA of Trichoderma virens Gv29-8, 1761 nucleotides long. RefSeq lists its product as uncharacterized. NCBI's taxonomy places the organism in Eukaryota, Fungi, Ascomycota, Sordariomycetes, Hypocreales, Hypocreaceae. Bases 1 to 1761 code for a protein of 586 amino acids. The transcript has 4 exons. The record is from RefSeq and is a predicted model, not a curated record.
AUGCAGCAAAGGACACUUCUAACACCUCCAACACCUCCAACCGAGGAAGAGAGGGAGUUCUAUUACUAUGGGCUUCCUUCUCGCCCUAUACUUAUCGCACGCUCCAGCACUCAAGCUUGGGUAGAUCCACAGAUGCCUGGGACAUUGAAUAUGUGUCCCAGAGUUCUUCAACCAGUUGGAGAGCAUCCCUUAUUGCACCAGCUGUGGAACAACGCGGCAUCUUCGCUAAGGGCCCAGAUCUUACAAGCAGUUAGCGCAGCUGACUGGACUGCCGUUGAUAUUUUACGUGUCGGGCUUAAUGGCGAAUUGCAUAUUACCCUCAUGGUGGCUGUUAAGCCUGGUACAUUAUCAUGGAGCGACGGAUAUGCUAUUGCAAUGGAAUGCAAAUCGAUCUUUGAAGCCCAUAAUAUUCAUGGAGUGGAUUGCGAAAUUCGAGAAUCCCUUGUGAAUUUCUGUAGGGAUUUCACCGCCGAGUCCACCGCCGAGUCCACCACCGAGAGGCCAGCCACCUUUCAGCUAUCGUCGGCACCAAUACUGGAUGGAAUGGUCUAUGCUGAGCAUUGGGCAGAUAUGUCUGAUUGCCUCGGGACUAAAAUUGCGAUGAAGCAUAUGGACGAUAGGUCUGGCACAAAGGGCUUAUACCUCUCUCUUCAAGCAUCUUCGACUACAGGCGAACCCAAGCUCCUAGCUUUGACUUGCAGACACGUGGUUAUUGACUCCAAAACAGAAGGUUUGGAGAAAUACUCUCGCCAAGAGCUUGGUAACUCAAAGGAUGUUAUUCAGAUAGACCAACCGACCUACCUGGAGACUAUCAACUACAUGAGAAAGAAGGCCAAAGGGGCUCGGAAUUAUGCUAAACAAUACACCGAUCGGGGAAACACUGACUACGCUGCGUCAUUUACAAAGGUAGCCAAGACCGCAACCACUCUCAGACGAGCUAUGGAACCGUUUGUGUCCCCUUCCUCUAGGGUGUUUGGCCAGCUUCUUUUUUCACCCGAAUUGGCAUGUAUAACGGACCCUAGCCGUGGCAGCAACUGGUUGAGGGACUGGGCAUUGAUCGAAUUACUUCCUGAGUGCCACCAAGCUCCCCUUUGUUCGAUUCAAAACAAGGUUUAUGUUGGGCCGGAAGAUGACUUUGAGAGACUUCUUACCAAACAGAAGGGUGGAUUAGAGGGAUUUCUUAUACCAGACAUGCCUAUUGUGGAUGGCUGCAUCGAGCUGAAGGAAGACGUGGUUACUAUGGACGAAAUUCUGAGUCCUUCUCAAAAUUCCGAGCACUUUAAUACUCCAAUGCUGCCGGUGAUGAAGUAUGGAGCAAAGGGGGGGUUGACGCUGGGUCUCGGCAACACUUUGGUGUCGAUUCUUCGCCAUACAGAAACUCCAGAUGGGGAUAGAGAAAUGAUGAGUGAAGAAUGGGCCAUAGUACCCAUUGAAAAGGCUAACAAUGAGUAUCAAGCGGCCUUCUCGACUAAGGGAGAUUCUGGGUCAUGCGUCUGGGACAUGAAGCGGCGCCCUGCGGGUAUUCUCUCAGCAGGCGCAAGCCAGAAUAGGUUGAACGACAUCACAUGCCGUAAUAGUAGCAGCAUUAUGUGGAGGGUACCCUUUAGGCACAUUGCCUUUUGCAUUGGUCUAAACGCCAGAGAUUGGUCCCCAAAGUACAUGGUACACUUAGGUAACGAUCUCUGCUACUACCACUGCCCUUCUGCUAUCAUUGACAGGGGAUGCUGGAUAGCCAACCUGGAUCUUAGUUUCUUGGUGUGA